Molecule: messenger RNA, 2356 nt
Organism: Leptopilina boulardi
Lineage: Eukaryota; Metazoa; Arthropoda; Insecta; Hymenoptera; Figitidae
Exons: 5
Coding region: 146-1933 (595 amino acids)
Biological process (GO): negative regulation of protein kinase activity; DNA replication
Cellular component (GO): delta DNA polymerase complex; nucleolus; nucleus
Molecular function (GO): double-stranded RNA binding; protein kinase binding; protein kinase inhibitor activity
Source: RefSeq, a predicted model, not a curated record
CCUUUCUUUUUAUUCUUCUUGUUUCGUGGUUUAAUUUAAUUUUAUUGUUGAUAUUUUUGACAGUCAGCUAUGUACCAAAAGUAAUUUAAAAAUAAAGAAAAAUGAUUUGACUGUUAUUUUUAUAAAUUAACUGAAAAUUAAAAAAAUGUCCAAUUCUUCAAAGGAAACAAAGGGAAAGAAUGCUGAGGAAGAGAAACCAUUUGUUGCAAAAUCAACAGCAGAUUUACAACGACUAAAGUUAAUGAAACUUAUGAAAAAUCCUGAAAAGCCAGUUGUAAUACCAGAAAAACCGAAGGCAAAGAAUACACCGUCAAUACCAGAAUUUGUUCGCAAUGUAAUGGGAAGUAGUGCUGGUGCUGGAAGUGGAGAAUUUCAUGUAUAUCGACAUUUAAGACGAAAAGAAUAUUCACGUCAAAAAUGUAUACAAGAAAAAGGUCAUAGGGAUCUUCUUGAUGAGGAACAUCAUAAAAAAUUAACGGAAAAUAAAAAGAAAGCAGAAGAUGCAACAACAAAGAGAAGAAACAAAAGAUUAAAGAAAAAAGAAAGACUUAAAGAAAUUAAAAAGUUAAAAUUAAACAAAAAGAUGAAUGAAACAGAAGAAAAUCAAAGCGAUUCCAAUAAAUCAGAGGAUGAUACGCAUUCUGAAAAUGAUAAUGAACAACUUGAAAAAAGUAAAGAACCUCUUACAAGUAGUGAAAUGGCUGAAAGCAAACUUAAAGAAUUAAUAUUCGAUGAAGAUCAAAUAGUAACAUACACACGACUGAGCAAACAACUAAAUGUUCAUGUUAAUGAAUCAAAACGAAUAUUAUCGGAAUUUUGGCGGAAUAAUAAAGGAAAUGCAACAAUUAGCGCGACAUUCGCAAUUAUGGGUCAAUUAUCUGAUAAUUCUGAUCGAAUUGAAGUUGUCGAAGAAUCAGCAUUGCCUUUGACUAAAGAAAAAUUUCAAAAAAUAUACUCUGAACAUAUUUAUAGUUUACAAAAAUCACUGGCAAAUCUACAAUUAUUGGCAUUAAUUGAACUACCAAAUACACAAUUUUCUUCAAUUAAUUGUAAAGAAAGUACUCUAAAAUUAAAUCAUUUAAAUUCAAAACCAGUAACAAAAUUAGUGGAACAAACAAAAAAAUCCUUUGAGUCUGAAAAAAAAGUCGAAUCAAAUUCUCAUUCGAAAAAAGUAGAGCAAGAAAUUUGUGAAAAAACUGAUACAAAUGAAAAGAAGGAGAAAGUAAAUAAAACUCCAAUAGUAAAGGAAAAAUCGAAAAAAGCGACUGUAGUAGCAAAAAAACCGGUUCAAAGUCGUGAAGCAGGAUUUAGAAAUAUGUUCGCUAAAGUUGCUGAUGUAAAUUCAAAACGAUUAGCAACGCAAAAAGAAGAGGCAGAAAAAAAUGUUAGUUUGAUAGACGAUGAUAGUGAUGAAGAGGAAACGGAAAAGGAAAAGGAAAGAAAAGAAAAAUCAACUUCAAAUACUAAAAAAGAGAAAAUAAAAGAAACAAAAAAUACUCAACAGUCAACGAAAAAGGAUAGUAAAAGAAAAAUGGAAAACAAAGAAUUAAAUAAUAUAAAGAAACGAAGACGAAUAAUCGCUGAAUCAGAUUCAUCGGAAGAGGAAAAUGAAUUAAAUAAUUUUGAGGAAGAAAUUAAAGAAAAUACAAUAUCUCAUGAAAAUAAAGAAGAAUCACCAAAAAUCACCAAAUCACCAAUCGCAAAUUCACCCGAAAUCAAUGAUAGAAGUGAAAAACGUGUUGUUCAUGAAAAAGAAGAUGUUCGUUAUGUUGACGAUGAUGGUUUUCUUGUAACAAAAAAAGUUAAUGUUACAAAAGUUACAACCAAAGUUGCUAAAGAACGUUCACCUUCGCCUAAAAAAUCCAAACAAGUUACUGUUAACAAAAAACAAACAAAACAAUCAACACUGACGAGCUUUUUCAAAAAAAAAUGAUUUACAAAAUUUUUUUUCGAAUUUUAGUUUUUAUUUUAUUUUAAUUUACAAAUUGAAAUUUCCUUUAAGCAAAUUAAAAUGUCGAUUUUUUUUUUUAUUAAAGUUUUGUUCACAAAUAAAAGUUUUUUUUAUUGCUUUUCAAAAACAAAAAAAAAAAUAGAAAAUAACGAAAUUGUAAAUUUUUUUUGUUUCUAUUGAAAUAUUUUUAAAUUGAUAGGAAUUAUAUAUUUUUUUGAAUGUAAAAUAAAAUAGUAUUUAUCUAUAGGUCUGAAAAAUAAUGAGAUACAUUUUCAAUUUAUAUAUUAAAAUCAAUAAUGUUACGAAUUUGUUAUAAAUUUACUAAGUGACUAAAAAUAUUGCAUUUUUUGUAACUUGGUUUAGAAAAAAAAAAGAAAAAUGAAACUACGAAUUAAAAAUGGAAAC